Lonchura striata (white-rumped munia) is the source of this 3195-nucleotide messenger RNA. RefSeq names its product zinc finger and BTB domain containing 34 (gene ZBTB34). Gene Ontology annotation, molecular function: protein binding; RNA polymerase II cis-regulatory region sequence-specific DNA binding; DNA-binding transcription factor activity, RNA polymerase II-specific. Lineage: Eukaryota; Metazoa; Chordata; Aves; Passeriformes; Estrildidae. Gene Ontology annotation, biological process: regulation of transcription by RNA polymerase II. The record is from RefSeq and is a predicted model, not a curated record.
CAGCGGAAUCAGUUCCGGGUGCGGGCGGUGCGGGAGCGGGCGGGAAGCGGCGCUGGGAGCGGGCCGGGCCGGCCGGGACCCGCCAUGUGAGAGCCCCGGACAGCCCCAGCAUGUAACAUAAUAGGAAAAAAAUCUACUAGUAUAUUGUGAUACAUUGGAUAUGCUUCCUGCAUCUGAAGUCAAUGGAUGAUAUUGAGAUCUGUUUGUUCAAUUGGAAAAGCAGAUUACUCUUUACAUCUGUAGAAAUGGACAGCAGCAGUUUCAUUCAGUUUGAUGUGCCGGAGUACAGCAACACUGUUCUGAGCCAGUUAAACGAGCUCCGCUUGCAAGGGAAACUCUGUGACAUAAUUGUGCACAUCCAGGGUCAGCCGUUCCGUGCCCACAAAGCUGUCUUAGCUGCCAGUUCUCCGUAUUUCCGUGACCAUUCAGCAUUAAGCACCAUGAGUGGCCUGUCGAUAUCAGUUAUUAAAAACCCCAAUGUUUUUGAGCAGUUGCUUUCUUUUUGUUACACUGGAAGGAUGUCCUUGCAACUGAAGGACGUUGUCAGUUUUCUGACUGCAGCUAGCUUCCUACAGAUGCAGUGCGUCAUUGACAAGUGCACACAGAUACUGGAGAGUAUUCAUUCAAAGAUCAGUGUUGGUGAUGUUGAUUCUGUUACUGUUGGUGCCGAAGAAAAUUCAGAGAAUCGCAAUGGCGUUAAAGACAGCAGCUACUUUGCCAACCCUAUUGAGAUAUCUCCUCCCUAUUGCUCUCAGGUGCGACAGUCAACAGCAGGCAGCGAUCUUCGGAUGGAAACUACUCCAGUCAAAGCUCUUCGUAGUCGUCUGCAAGAAGAAGGGCAUUCAGACCGAGGGAGCAGCGGGAGUAUCUCUGAAUAUGAGAUUCAGAUUGAAGGUGAUCAUGAGCCAGGGGACCUGAUAGUAAGGGAGAGUCAGAUUGCAGAGGUAAAAGUUAAAAUGGAAAAGUCUGACAGGCCAAGCUGCUCUGAUAGCUCUUCCCUUGGUGAUGAUGGAUAUCACACUGAAAUGGUGGAUGGAGAGCAGGUGGUGGCGGUAAACGUUGGUUCAUAUGGGUCUGUCUUACAACAUGUUUAUUCAUUUACUCAUGCCUCAUCACAGGCUACAGGUGUGUCAGAAACCUUUGGAAGCAUGAGCAAUACAAGCCCUUCAAGGUCAAUGCUGAGCUGUUUCAGAGGGGGCCGUGCACGCCAAAAGCGAGUACCUACGGGUCACUUGCAUAGUGAUGUCCAGGGCUUGGUGCAAGGGACUGACAGUGAAUCCAUGGUGAGUAAUCCAGGAUAUGAAAAUAGUCCACGGGAAAGAAAUGCAAGAGGUCACUGGUAUCCAUACAAUGAGAGGCUAAUUUGUAUUUACUGUGGCAAGUCUUUCAACCAGAAGGGGAGCCUUGAUCGACACAUGCGAUUGCACAUGGGAAUAACUCCUUUUGUGUGCAAGUUUUGUGGGAAGAAAUAUACCCGUAAGGACCAACUUGAGUAUCAUAUUCGUGGUCACACAGAUGACAAACCCUUUCGCUGCGAGAUCUGUGGAAAAUGUUUUCCUUUCCAGGGUACACUAAACCAGCACUUGCGAAAAAAUCACCCGGGGGUUACAGAAGUGAGAAACAGGGUUGAGUCUCCAGACAGAACAGAAGCGUUUGUGGAACAGAAAGUAGAUAAUGAUGCUUCAGCUUCUGAAGCCAUGGAUUCUAGUAUGGAAAUUCAUGCAAUGUCUAACACAUCUGAUUAAAAUCUUACAUCUAAGUGAAACACAGAUAAGCACAUUACUAAUGUAUUUUUAAAGUAUUUUAUUCUUUUAGUAAUCUUCAGUACAAGUGUAACAGCCUUUUAAUUUUCCUGACCUUCUGGAAAUCAGUUAGAAAUCGUUUCUGGAGAAGUCUUCAGAAGUAUUACUUGUUUUUGAAGGAGGCUGAAUUGUUUGGUGUUUGUUUUUUUAUAUUUGAAGAUGCUCAGAAUAUAAAGACAGUGUACUGGGGAAAGGCUAGGAAGAGUCUGGUGAAGUGUCCCUGCUGAUUGAUCUGGUGAGAGACGCAAAUGCCAGUGGAGAAAGAUAUUAGAAUAAGAUUGGCAGCUCUGCUGAAUGCUCAAAGAAGCUGUAAUUUCCUUUAUUUCUUAAAUCCUUUUGCUGGUAAUGAGUUACACAGCAGCUGGGAGAGAGAAUAUUACAGCUUUGAUUCCUCUCCUGUCACAAUGAAAUCUGUUCACUCUUACUAACUGGUUUUGGUAGUGAGACUGUUUAUAUAUAUAAAUUUGCUUUAUAUAUAUAAAAUGCUUUCACUUUCCCUGUUCUUUGUCAAGGCUAAUACCAUAUGCCACUCUAUCAACCGUUAGGACUCCUCUCUGCUUAGGGUUUAGCACUUCGGACUUUGGGAGGAUUAUUUUGGUUUUAAACAAAUGUUGUUUGGUUUUCAUUUUAUUAAACUAUUACUUUGUGUGCAAAAGUGAGCAAAGUGAAUUACCUUGUUUUAAUAGCUUUGCUUUAUAACAUAUGUAAACCAAAUGCCAUAAAUCUAUUAAACUAUGAUUAAAUUGUUGAAAGGUUUUGUUAGUUGUCUAGAAUGCAAGCUGGACAACCUGUGGUGCUGACCUUUUUAUAUAUAUAGAGAUAGAUAUAUCUAUAUAUAUAUAGAUAUACACAUAUAUAUAUAUAUCUAUAUAUUAAAAAAAAUAUUAGCAAACUUAAAAGUAGCAUUGUGGUCUAAAAUGUGUUUUUACUGGCCUCAGAAUCUACCUUCAUUUUGUACUGUAGAACCAUACCAGGUAAUUAAACUUAACUUCAUCACUCUUCAUGGUUGGUUAAAACAUGAGAGAGAUGUAGUUUAAACCACAGUAUUUCCAAACAGUAUUUUAAUAGGUCUCUUCACAGAGAGCUGUUUUCAGGUGCACAUUGGCUUCCUACUUAAAUCUCCGAGUGACAUGCCAGCACUUGGAAUUUGUACUUUUUUUGUAUAGAAAAACAAAUACUUUAUGGGAAUUUUGAGCAAUAUGUUAUUUCAUGUGUGAGUAUUACAGAGUUGCUAUGGCUUCUCAGUUUUUUCAGUGGUUUUUUUCUCUAUAAAGGAGCUACCAACAACUUUAAAAAUACUCUAAAAUCUUUUUUGUUUUACCAAAUACGUGUUUUUAAUAUGGUGCUAACUUCAUAAUUUAGGUCAGUAUAGUAUAUAACAUGUGAAACAUAA